Molecule: messenger RNA, 2063 nt
Organism: Onychomys torridus (southern grasshopper mouse)
Lineage: Eukaryota; Metazoa; Chordata; Mammalia; Rodentia; Cricetidae
Gene: Nuf2
Product: NUF2 component of NDC80 kinetochore complex
Exons: 15
Coding region: 227-1621 (464 amino acids)
Biological process (GO): kinetochore organization; mitotic spindle organization; meiotic chromosome segregation
Cellular component (GO): kinetochore; Ndc80 complex
Molecular function (GO): protein-containing complex binding
Source: RefSeq, a predicted model, not a curated record
CCACCCACCGUGCUUCUUCUGAGCCCUCCGGGCACCCGUCGCGGAGGAAGCGCGCUCUGCGGAAAGGGGCGGGCUUCGUGCUCCAAGGCGGCUGGUUUGAAAAGUGACAACAGUUGGGGGUUUGGGGUUUGUUGUUUCGCUUGUCUCCUGUCUUCUGAGAGCUGCUGCGACCGCAGAAGGACCUUGCUGAGCCAUUCCUGAGUCUGCAGAGGAGGAGACUCUCAGAAUGGAGACGCUGUCAUUCCCCAGAUACAAUGUAACUGAGAUUGUGGUUCAUAUUCGAAAUAAAAUACUAACAGGAGCUGAUGGCAAAAACCUCUCUAAGAAUGAUCUCUAUCCAAACCCAAAGCCUGAGGUCUUGCACGCUAUCUACAUGAGAGCCUUACAGAUAGUGUAUGGGAUCCGGCCGGAGCACUUCUACAUGAUGCCAAUGAACGUAGAAGUCAUGUAUCCACAACUAAUGGAGGGCUUUUUACCAAUCACCAAUUUAUACUCUCAUCUGGCCUCCUUUAUGCCCAUCUGCCGAGUGAAUGACUUUGAGUUCUCUGAUCUUCUGUAUCCAAAAGGCAAACGGACAAUGCGGUUUUUGAGCGCCAUUAUCAACUUUAUUCACUUCAGAGAAGCAUGCCAGGAGACGUAUACAGAAUUUCUUUUGGAAAAUAAAUCCUCUGCAGACAAAAUGCAGCAGUUAAGGAGUGUGCACCAGGAAGCAUCGAUGAAGCUGGAGAAACUCGAGUCAGUUCCAGUUGAAGAGCAGGAAGAGUUCAGGCAGCUUAUGGAUGACAUUCAAGAGCUGCAGCACUUGCUGAACCACGAGUUUAGGCAGAAAACGGCAGUGCUGCAGGAGGGAAUUGCCCAAAAGAAAUCAGCUAUUUCAGAAAAAACCAAGCGUUUGAAUGAACUAAAGCUGUCAUUGGCUUCUUUGAAAGAAGUUCAAGACAGCUUGAAAAGCAAAGUUGUCGACUCUCCUGAGAAGGUGAAGAACUUGAAAGAGAAGAUGAAAGACACUGUCCAGAAGCUCCAGAAUUCCCGGCAAGAAGUGAUGGAGAAGUAUGAACUCUAUCGAGACUCUGUGGAUUGCCUGCCUUCCUGUCAGCUGGAGGUGCAGUUAUAUCAAAAGAAAAUCCAGGACCUUGCAGAUAACAGAGAGAAACUGAGCAGCAUCUUGAAGGAGUGCCUGAACCUGGAGGACCAGAUUGAAAGUGAUUCAUCAGAGCUGAAGAAACUGAAGACGGAAGAGAACUCCCUCAAAAGGCUGGUGACUGUGAAGAAGGAGAAGCUGGCCACCACACGCUUCAGGAUGAACAAGAAGCAGGAGGACGUAAAGCAGUACAAGCGGACAGUGAUCGAAGAUUGCAAUAAAGUUCAAGAAAAAAGAGAUGCUGUCUGUGAGCAAGUAACCACCAUUAAUCAAGAGAUCCAGAAGAUUAAAUCUGGGAUUCAGCAACUAAAAGAUGCUGAGAAAAGGGAGAAACUGAAGUCUCAGGAAAUCUUCGUCAACUUGAAAAGCGCUCUGGAGAAGUACCAUGAGAGCAUUGAGAAGGCCAGGGAGGAGUGCUGCGCUAGAACGGAAGAGAAGACUGCCGAGCUGAGGAAGAGGAUGUUCAGAGUGCGGCCUUGAUCCACAGGGCAGCCCUCCGGACACCGCCUUCCCUUCCCUUUGUCAUGGUUAUAGCGAUGCAGAUAGAAGUACCAGCCAGUCUGCUAACUUCCUGUCACCUGGUCACCGUUGGUUCCCGUUUGCCUUGGGUGUGCUUUUAUAGGAUGGUGUGCUCCCUGUGGUUUUUCUUUGUAUUUUAGGUACCAAAAGUAAUAGGACAGCAAAUAAAGGUAGAAAUAGUUAAUAGAUAGAAUUUUGAGAAAUUGUACAGUAUCCACUAGGCAAGAGGUCUAGUAAUUGAUAUUCAAAGGUAAAAUGAAGGCAUUCUUUUGGUUGGUCUGACUUUUCCUAAGCACACAUUGUUAAAUGACAACUAAGGUUUUAGGAUGAAGCUAUGUCAUAUGGAGAACUGUUAAGUAUUUUUUUUUUUUAACCUUUCACUUAUACCAUGAAAUAAACUUGA